GUCUAACUAAUACGUAUUGUAUCUAUCACAAGUGCUAAAAUGAUUCCCAACCCCAUUGAAAUUGUCUGCGUCCACGUGGUCCAACCGAUCAUUGAUUUUCUGGACUACAUGCUAAUGGAAGUCAACAUCGUCGCCUUCCUAGCUGCCGUUGCUUGCCUUGGAGUAAUAAUGGGACUCAUCCUUGGGAUCGUGACUUUUAUUUGGUUUAAAAUGUCACGGGACGAGGAAACUAAGAAGACUUGUCCAGGAGAGGGAAUGCCGGUCAAUGUAAAAAAGAACGACUAAUGUCGAUGUUUUAUCAACUUAUGUUUAUUUGAAUCAAAAUGUUAAUAAAAUGAAUGCGCUCUAAUUCGCCGUUUUUACAGAAUCUUAAAAACCUAACACAACAAAGGUCAAGUUGGUAACGCCUUUUCAGACAUCGCUAAGUACAUUUUAAUUUCCCGCAGG
Molecule: messenger RNA, 447 nt
Organism: Drosophila mauritiana
Lineage: Eukaryota; Metazoa; Arthropoda; Insecta; Diptera; Drosophilidae
Exons: 1
Coding region: 40-285 (81 amino acids)
Source: RefSeq, a predicted model, not a curated record